AUGGCCAAAGAACGCGAAUCAUUGUACAGAUUGGUUGAACUGUACAAGUCGCGCGAAAAGGAGAUGGAGACCAAGGACCUACGCCAAAAGUUUCGAGUGGCAAACCGAGUUGACGAACUCACGCACGAUAAUCAGCGAUUACAGGCACGUCUUGAGGAGGCGCAGACGCUGCUAGCGACAAUGGGUAUCGAAAGACGAACGCCGCCCGCAUCUACCUCUGCUCAACCAGUUCCAAGUACUCCAAAGUCAUCGUCAUCGAUAUCGUCGAGACCGACCAUAUUUGCUACGCCAAGCACCCCCCGAACGCUUACGUUUACUCCUGCGCCAAUAUCUCCGCUCAAAGGUGGGCUUGCAGUGGCGAGAGAGGACUUGCAAGCGCGUCUCCGUGUAUCGUCAACACCCAGCCCCUCCAAAUCUAGGCUAGGCGAUAAACGGCAGCGCGACCUACAGGACGAUAUCGAUAUGGCAGGGUCAGAAGAGGCUGACAACUCUGAUGAUACCAUCACCCUAGGCAACUCCAGAAGGCCUGCGCGGGCCACUGGCGUGCUCGGGCGAUCUUGUCUCGUCUUUGAGCCGUGGACUGGCAGCGCGCCAUUUAGUCUCACCUUGGCUGCCAACACAACAUCGCCAGCGCAAACCUUUACGCGUGUACCCGCGCUCACGGUCCUUAUUGGUAUUAUCUCGUACUCUUCUAGAUACAUUUGCCCCCCGGGCGACCAACGUGUUCUCCACGAGCCCUGGAUGGCCGGCAAAAAGCCCCAGAAAAUCGCCAACGGUACUAGUAGCACGAAUGGGCAUGCCAUAUAUCAUAAAGACGCAUCUUCGUCUUAUCUAUUUACACUGGGGCUUGUAUUCGGUGGCUGCUGCAGUAAUGCAUGGACACUCGAGAAGUUACUAAUGCACGAUUCAAGUGUUGGCUCAGCACUUACGGUCUUGCAACUCUGCUUUGUCGUGAUUUAUUACCUCCCGACAUUUCUUCAUUUCCAGCAUAAUGUAUCCUACCUCAGAUGGCUCCCUCAAUUAGAGCGUCCGACUGUAUCCCUACAAGUUUGGGGGCUGCAAGUUCUUGUCCUUGCCUCGAUGAAUCUGUUCAACAAUUGGACCUUCGUAUAUAAGAUACCUCUUACACUACAAAUCAUCUUUCGCUCCUCUGGUCUCGCCGUUUCCAUGAUAUUCGGAUAUUUAUUCCUAGACAAACGCUACACAUCUAAGCAAAUAUUUUCUGUAAUUCUUGUGUCCAGUGGAGUCGCAAUUGCCACGCUUUCUAGACCAGCGCCUUCAGUAGCCAGUGACGAAUAUUAUGACGCCUCUGGGUACUUCAAAGGUAUCAUUGUCAUGACGGCAUCUCUCUUUCUUGCGGGUAUCCUUGGAACCCUUCAAGAGAAGACUUACCACAAAUACGGCCCAACUGUUUGGAAAGAGGGUCUUUUUUAUACGCAUGCAUUGGCACUCCCCGUGUACCUCGCCAUGUCGAGAGACGUCUGGUCCGGUCUUUCGACACUUGCAAGGCAUGCAAAGGUGGACCCAUCUCCCAUUCCUGCCAUCUACAUUACAGUGGCGAUCAACGUGGUCGCUCAAGUCGGCUGCAUAUCGGGUGUCAAUCGUCUUGCUUCGAGUGUCUCCUCUGUACAAACAAAUCUGAUUUUGACCGCCCGAAAGGCUCUAAGUCUCAUCCUUAGCGUGCUCCUGGGAAAUCAGUGGAACAAAGGCCUUGGUUUAGGUGGAGUUCUUGUAGCCGUAGGCACCGUCAUGUACAGCUGGCGUGUAGAUUCGGAGAAGGAUGUAGACAAGAAGCGUCGAUAA
Serendipita indica DSM 11827 is the source of this 1803-nucleotide messenger RNA. The record is from the annotation of a GenBank genome assembly. Lineage: Eukaryota; Fungi; Basidiomycota; Agaricomycetes; Sebacinales; Serendipitaceae.